Messenger RNA from Rhea pennata, 1113 nucleotides. It is a transcript of the gene TMEM79, whose product is annotated as transmembrane protein 79. The transcript is spliced from 3 exons. The coding region runs from base 1 to 1113 and encodes 370 amino acids. Gene Ontology annotation, biological process: regulated exocytosis. The record is from RefSeq and is a predicted model, not a curated record. Gene Ontology annotation, cellular component: trans-Golgi network membrane; lysosomal membrane. Lineage: Eukaryota; Metazoa; Chordata; Aves; Rheiformes; Rheidae.
AUGGCCGCGGCCGGCCCCGUCCUGCCCCCCGAGGAGGUGGCUUUGCUGGAGCUGGGGACGGCGGCCGCCCCCCCGGCUGAGGGGGCCGCCGGCCGCGCCGAGCCCCCGGGGGACCCCGCCGCCACGCUGCCGUGGGAGCCGUGCCAGCGCGGCGCCCGGAGCCAGCCGGAGCCCGAGAGACGCCCGAGCCCCGACGGGGGCCGCCGAGACGCCGAGGAGGACAGCCCCCCGUGCGAGGCCGAAGGCGAGGAGCCCCGGGGGCAGCCCACGGCGCCCGCCCACGUCUCCGUGCCCAUCGACCCGCGGUGCAUCGAGCGGAAGCGGCCGUCAGACCCGCGACCCCGGGAGCGGGGCGAGGGGGGCUGCGCGGCCCCCCACGGCAACCGGCCCCACGACCUCCUCCGCCAGAAGCAGGUUUUCCUCCCCCUCGGGUGCAGGGACGUCCCGGGUUACGGGGGGCGAGCGGCCAAGGCGCCGGCCGAGGCGUCCCGGUGCCCGUGCGCCGGGCCGGGUUGCAGCUCCGACGGCCUCAGGGCCGUGGCGUCCGCGGCGGGGGCCGUGCUCCUCUGCCCCUGCCUCGUCUACGGCGCCUACGUCUUCCUGCCCUUCGACGCCCCGCUCCUGCCCACCGUCAGCGCCCGCCUGGUCUACACGCUCCGCUGCGCCGCCUUCGCCACCUUCCCCGUCGUCCUCGGGAUGAUCGUCCACGGCAUCUCCCGCCUCUGCUCCUCCUCGCUGGAGCCCUUCGGGGAGCUGCAGCGGGAGGUGGAGAUCCACCGCGCCUACGUCUCCCAGUCCGUCCACCUCUUCGUCCUCUACUUCUUCAACAUGGCCGUGCUGGCCACCUACCUCCCUCAGGAGGCCCUGAAACUCGUCCCCCUGCUCACGGGGCUCUUCGCCAUCUCCCGGCUGAUCUACUGGCUCUUGUACGCCGUCGGGCGCUCCUUCCGCGCCUUCGGCUUCAGCAUGACCUUCCUGCCGCUCCUGGCCAUGCUGUUCUGCAACCUGUACGGCUUGUUCGUCCUGGAGCCCGAAAACCUCCUCGCCGUGGCGGGUGCCAAGGCCGAGGGGCCCUCCAAGGACGGCGGGAACAAGCUCCGAUUCUGGGGGUGA